AUGGGCUGCUGCCGGUGGUAUUUGGUGGUGGGUUUGGGCUUAGGCACUGCUGCAACGGGAUUGAUAUUCAUGCUGGCCUGGCCGGACAUCUUUGACAUCCUCGUGUCCGAGGAGAAGUCGCUGCUGCCGGGCUCGGCGCUCUACAAGGAAUGGCGGCGACCCACGAUGCACCCGAGCUGGCAGUUUUACCUGUACAACUGGAGUAACGCACAGGCUUUUCUGAGCCUUCCACAGGCGGCACCGACGGCUAGCUUUCAGGAGCUGGGACCGUACACGUAUGAUGAAUACACCGAGGUGGUAGACGUCAAGUUUCACCAAGGAAAUGGCACACUGUCGUACCGCAAGCGAACCGUCUUCCGGCGUAACGCCUUCGGCGCACAGCCGGAGAUGAUCACCAGCGUUAACUUUGUCGCCUUGCUGACGUCCCAUCUUGCCCGCAACGUGGACUACUCCCUGCAGCGGGAGAUGUCCUUUCUGCUGCACAACCACCAUCAGCCGGUGACGGUAACUAGACCGAUCGGGCAACUGCUGUUUACCGGCCAGCGGGAACCGAUGCUGGAGCAGAUGCGCCGGCUACUCUGCACCGGCAAGCACCACGGUGUACCGUGUCAGGACGAGCGGUUGGCGUACCUCCGUACGUUCAACGUCAGCAGACGACCGAGCGAAAUCUACAGCAUGGACGUCGGAAUGUCGGAUCGCUCGACGUACGGCGUGGUGCGCUCCGGCGGCUCGACGGCGCGUCGUGCGGCGGGUAGCGCAUUCCAGCCCUGCGACGGUUUUGAAGCGCUGACCGGCGAGCUAUUUCCGUCCCGCGUCGAGCGCGAUAAACCGAUCACGAUCGUACUGCCGGAACUGUGCCGAAGACUAACGCUGGAGUUUGACCAGGAGCUGCUACUGGGUGGUAUCAUGGGCUACCGCUACACGGCCCGCUUGGUUCGACCGUUCAGCACCCAAAUGAUGGAAGCAAACGGCAUGGCCAGUUGUCCGGAUGUGUCCAUUCGGUUGGGCAGGUACGGCAUGCUGAACUCGAACGAAUGUAACGGCCUGCCGUUGUACGAAUCGGAGCCAACGCCUUACUCAAACCAGUCCGAUGGUGAUAGACGUCAGCUGUACUACGUCCUGGAGCCUACAACAGGGACGGUGCUCGAGUCAUACAUCGGUCUCGCGUAUCACACGGUUCUUCGCCCAAACGAACAUAUCGCGCUGUUUCAGAACGUACCGGAACUUCGCGUACCGCUGUUUCGCUUCGACCGCUACUACCGACUGGGAGAGCCGAAAGCUGCCAAGCUUAGGCAGCUGCUACAUCUGCUGGAGGUUGGCCAUCAGGCAGCGCUCGCCGGAUGCACUGUUGGUAUCAGUAUAGUAUUGCUCACGGCGAUAUACGCAUGCUGGAAGUCACGCACACCCAGCAAAAAUCGCAACGACGAGUACAGCAUCAUGGGACUGCAGCUACGCAAUGGUGGACGGAAUGAUCAAUUGAUGAAAUAA
This is a messenger RNA of Anopheles marshallii, 1488 nucleotides long. RefSeq names its product protein peste-like. The transcript is spliced from 3 exons. The record is from RefSeq and is a predicted model, not a curated record. Lineage: Eukaryota; Metazoa; Arthropoda; Insecta; Diptera; Culicidae. Gene Ontology annotation, cellular component: membrane; cytoplasm. Bases 1 to 1488 code for a protein of 495 amino acids. Gene Ontology annotation, molecular function: scavenger receptor activity.